Messenger RNA from Alligator mississippiensis (American alligator), 3533 nucleotides. Its product is annotated as P2R1A-PPP2R2A-interacting phosphatase regulator 1. Lineage: Eukaryota; Metazoa; Chordata; Crocodylia; Alligatoridae. Gene Ontology annotation, molecular function: protein serine/threonine phosphatase inhibitor activity. The transcript is spliced from 10 exons. The record is from RefSeq and is a predicted model, not a curated record. The coding region runs from base 201 to 1055 and encodes 284 amino acids.
GGCCGCGCGGCGCGAUCCCCGGAGGCGGCGGGAGAGGCCGCCCGAGCAUGGGGCGCUGCUGGGGCCGCCCCCCGGCCGGGCCCGCCGCGCCCCCGGGCUGAGCCCGCGGCGCGGCCUGUCGGGGCGGUCGGCGGCGUGAGGAGCCGCCGCCGCCGGUGAAUGGGCCCCGCCGCGGAGCCGGAUCCGGAGCAGCCGCCGCGAUGGCUCAGGAGAAAAUGGAGCUGGACCUGGAGCUGCCGCCGGGGAGCGCCCCGGCCCCGAGCGACGGGGGCGGCCUGAGGAGAUCCAACAGCGCCCCCCUCAUCCACGGCCUCAGUGACAAUUCGCAGGUUUUUCAGCCUUACGUGUUGAGAACCCGCAGGAACAGUACGACCGUUAUGAACCGUCACAGUAUGUUGCUGUCGUCCUCUCCUAUUCGUAUUCCUAGCAGCCGACUUCAUCAAAUCAGAAGGGAGGAGGGAGUUGACUUAAUGAACAGAGAAACAGCACAUGAAAGGGAAGUGCAAACAGCAAUGCAGAUAAGCCAGUCAUGGGAAGAAAGCUUGAGCCUGAGUGACAAUGACUUUGACAAGUCUGAGAAAUCUUCCUCCCCAAAGAGAAUUGACUUCAUCCCAGUUUCCCCAGCACCUUCACCCACCAGGGGAAUAGGAAAGCAAUGUUUUUCACCGUCCUUACAAAUGUUUGUGAGUAGUAAUGGAUUGCCUCCAAGUCCUAUUCCCAGUCCAACAAGGCGAUUCUCAAACAGGAGGAGUCAGAGUCCAAUCAACUGCAUCAGACCCAGCGUUCUUGGUCCCAUUAAAAGGAAAGGCGAAAUGGAAACUGAAAGUCAGCCAAAGAGACUCUUCCAAGGAACUACCAACAUGCUUUCUCCUGAUGUGACACAUCUGACUGAUCUCAGUUCAUGCCUAUCUUCUGAUAUUCUUGAUGGCAGUAGCAGCAGUGUUGGCUCUUCCUCUGAUUCACUAGCUAAAGGCAGCAUUACUACAGAAUCUCCAGUAACGUGCUCAAACUCAUGCUCAUCAUUUAUUCUGAUGGAUGAUCUCUCACCUAAGUGACUUAAUCAGUUCUGAGUCAGUGUUUGGCUGUGCUUUUUCCUUGCUGUACAUUUGUACAGAGAGAUGAACUCUGAUCCUUGAACCAUUAACAGGAGGAUUAAAAUACUACAUGAAAAAUUAUUCUAACUGUAUUCCUUGGCAACUCUUCUCAGUUUUGAUUUAUCCAUUUAAUGGACAUGCAUAGACCAUAUUAAUGUCUGGUUUUGAUGAUUUUAUUUUACAAACAAAAUGUAUGUUCAGACUGUACUAACUUUGUUUGCUUCCAAAAAGGCUGCAUACACUUCUAGAUUUCCAAAUAAGCACCUACAUUUGUGUGUUUAAUUUCUAGGAAAGUAACCACCUGCUGUCACUUAUCACAGUCACUUUAGUUGGAGAAAUACUUGGUGGUUGCAAAAAUAUAUAUUUUUUGGAAAUCCUCAUUUUUCAAGAGCAAUUUUUAGGAGUAAUUGAGAUUGAUUACUCUACGUUUUUAUUUCUUAAAAGUAAAUUACGUUUACGUGGGAGGGAUGUAUAUCCUAUUUCCCCAACUAAGUAGGUAAAAAAUUAUUCUCUCCACUUUUUCAGCCACUACCAGCCAUUUCUCCUGCAGAAAGAAGGAAAUGUUUAGUUUCCUCUACUGCUACUUGUCAUUUUUACAGCAGUUGAACACUAUGGUUCUAGAAGUUGCUUUUUUUGUAUUUAAAAAAAAAAACAAACCAAAACCCAUCCUCUAGGGUGACGAGCACAUCUUUUCAAUAGAGGAAAUACCGACUCCCUGUGAAACAUGGUUAACACAGCUGCAUAGUUCUCUCCCCAGACCCUUCAUCCUACAGACUGUAUAAAAUAUGGUCAACAAUCAGACAUUUGGCCAAGGAGAAAUAAUUCCUGCCUUGAACUAAGACUUAUGGUGCAAGUAACCAAGUUACUUAAACUACUGUGUAGAAGAAUGUGUGUGGCGCCAUCAAUGUCUCCUGUGGCAUUGAGGCCAUAGGUAUUUUUGUGCCUUAGGGGACAUUGCUACAAAAUUAAGGAAUGUAAACUAGAGGGGUGGGCGGGCAAAGGAUUUUGUGUAUGGAGUGCAUACCAGAUGUUGUCUUCAGUGCUGCUUUUCCUUAGUGCUCCUUUCCAAGGUGUGCAUUCCAGCGAGAGGUGUGGUCAGUGGUCCCAAUCGCUCUGAAACAGCGGCGUGUUUGCUACCCUUGAAGCUGCUGCUCAGCUUUAUGCCUUUGCCCGGCAGAGGGCAGACAACUGAGCUAAUGUUGAUUUCUGGGGGAAGGCCCUUGAGGUUGGAUUGGAUCCUGACUGCAUACUGUGUGUCUAAGGAGUUACGUGUGAGCUACAAGAGGUCUUGAUACAACACCUCGGUCAGCCGAGGUAAGACAAUACAUUUACUUUUUAAAGACUCAACUGGGCUAAAAAUAAAUCCAUUUGUAAUCUACUGUGUUAUGCUAUUUAUUAUUUAUAACUAUGUAAAAAAAGUCUGUGGUGAUGACUUAUAGUAUUUUUUUAUGAUUGAAUAAGUUUUUUAUGUUCAGUAAUAAUUGCUGGCUGGUCUGUAUUUAAUAUGCAACGUUGUCUGCCAGAAUCAUAAGCUUCCAUUUUUGAAUGUGUGUAAGUCAAAUGCUUUGCGUUCUCUAAAAGUACAAUUUCUAAUUUUGUUUUCCUUUUUUUUUUUUUUUUUUUUUUUUUUUUUUUUUUUUUUUUUUUUAAAGAAAAUAGCACUGAAUUUAAAGUAAGAUUAUGUGCUUUAAAGAUGAGCACAAUCUCUGGCAAUACUGUCUGACUAAGAAGGGGAGGGCGAGAACCAUAAUUUUUUUUUUUUUUUUUUUUUGGUUCUAAAGAUAAUGUUUAGUUUCCAGUAGCCUUGUCAUACAUAACAUUUUACUUUUAGAAGUGUUUAUUUUAAAUUGUAACAAGUACCAUAAUGAGCCAGUAGUGGCACUAUUAUCUGUAUUACCAUUUUCACCUGUGGAGCAUUAGUUUUCCCCACCUCAAAUAAAUGUGCAUAUUAUAAAAUAUUGUCCAGUGGUGCCAUUUUUAAACAAGUUCUACAGUAUUCAGUGUUAAUUUGAUUUGUAUAUGCACAGUGCUAUUUCUUGCAUUUUGGCUGUACCUUAGAUUGCUUUAACUAUUUUUUUUUUUUUUAAUCCACACGUACUUUGUCUCUGCCUUCAUUAUGUGUUAAAAGAAGGCUGUUUUUACAUUUGCAAAGUAUUGAUAGUCUGUGAAAGUUCAACUUGUUAUCCUUGCCCCUCUUUGGUUUCACCAUACUUUUAUUGGGACUGUGACUUAAAUCUACACAAGGGGCGACAGAACAAGUAACCUUUUGCAUGCUUUCUUACAAUGGAGAAGAACAACACUUGCUUAUUUUGGCUGACUUGCCUGUACAAUUUGAUGUAUUCAAGAUUUGUUUGUUAGUAGUGGGGAGUCUUAUAUAAAAUGCUGGCCUUUGUAAACAUUAGAAUGUAAGCUUCAUAAAACAAACGCACAACCAUUCAA